AUGACGGUCAAACUAGUCAAUCAGCCUCCAUUAUUUUUGCACCUGGCUAAAUGCUUUGUUUUAGAACUGGCACGAGAUGCAGUUGAAAAGACAUGGUUGUUCCACCAAGAAGAACAGGAUGGCUGCCAGUCUUCAAAACUUCGACCCAAACCCAGCCGCCAGGUUGUCGUUGCCGGUCUUUAUUCCCCCGUCUCCGAUGCCUAUUCCAAAGCAGGCCUUGCUUCAGCUGGCUCUCGUUGCCGAUUGGCCCGUCUUGCCUGCUCAACAACUUCUGAUUGGCUUGCUGUUGACUCAUGGGAGGCCUCACGCCCCGAUUGGACGCCCACGCGUAGGGUCCUUGAACGAAUUCAGACACGACUCCAACGUAUAUCCAGGUCUUUGUCAGUUGAUGAGGCAUCAGGAGAAGGCAUUCCGAUCGUUGAACCGGAGGCUUUAGCCGAAAUCGAGGAUCCUCGCUUCGGAGAUGUUUCAGGCUCGCGAGACGAGGAUGCCUGUAGGGGAUCGGCCACAAACGCCUGGCUGGCCUCUCACUUGCAAGCGGCUACCAGAGUUGACUCCAUGAUGACGGCAUUGGUGCGAGAUUUCGGGAUAAUUUGCAUAAGUCGACCAGAAUCAAACUCUUCCCGUCUGCUCUUCGAACUGGAUAUUCUCUCUCGUUAUGAGCAAAACGUCAUUCUUGUGACAGAAUGGUGCCAGAACGGUUUGAGCGCAACUCUGGUCCGUCGGGCGCUGUCUCGCGGGCAGUCCGUCCGCUACCUAGUGCCCGACGCGGUUCUAGAGGAGAUCUACUCCCGUGGGCUCUACGGUGCUGCGCGACCUCCACGUCCGCGUUUUGCGUCUUCUUCUGGGCCUCCCCCCAAGGUGGAAGUACAAAACGCGAAAGAAAAGUCCGACGAGGAGUCGGAAUGCCCCGAAGACCCGUCUAGUUGGUGA
Molecule: messenger RNA, 933 nt
Organism: Mesocestoides corti
Lineage: Eukaryota; Metazoa; Platyhelminthes; Cestoda; Cyclophyllidea; Mesocestoididae
Source: the annotation of a GenBank genome assembly